This is a messenger RNA of Paramuricea clavata, 720 nucleotides long. The record is from the annotation of a GenBank genome assembly. Lineage: Eukaryota; Metazoa; Cnidaria; Anthozoa; Malacalcyonacea; Plexauridae.
AUGCUGUUGUUGCUGUUCUUGCUGUUCUUGCUGUUCUUGCUAUUCUUGCUGUUCUUGCUGUUCUUGUACGCUGAUGUUGUUGUUGAUGCUGUUGUUGCUGUUCUUGCUGUUCUUGCUAUUCUUGCUGUUCUUGCUGUUCUUGCUGUUGUUGUUGAUGUUGUUGUUGAUGCUGUUGUUGCUGUUGUUGCUGUUCUUGCUAUUCUUGCUGUUCUUGCUCUUCUUGCUAUUCUUGCUGUUCUUGCUGUUCUUGCUGUUCUUGCUAUUCCUGCUGUUCUUGCUGUUGUUCUUGCUGUUCUUGUUGAUGUUGUUGUUGAUGCUGUUGUUACUGUUCUUGCUGUUCUUGCUAUUCUUGCUGUUCUUGCUGUUCUUGCUGUUCUUGCUGUUCUUGCUGUUCUUGCUAUUCUUGCUGUUCUUGCUGUUCUUGGUGAUGUUGUUGUUGAUGCUGUUGUUACUGUUCUUGCUGUUCUUGCUAUUAUUGCUGUUCUUGCUGUUCUUGCUGUUCUUGCUGUUCUUGCUAUUCUUGCUGUUCUUGCUGUUCUUGUUGUUGUUGUUGUUGAUGCUGUUGUUGCUGUUGUUGCUGUUGCUGUUCUUGCUGUUGUUGCUGUUGUUGCUGUUGUUGCUAUUCUUGCUGUUCUUGCUGUUCUUGCUGUUCUUGUUGAUGUUGUUGUUGAUGCUGUUGUUGCUGUUGUUGCUGUUCUUGCUAUUCUUGCUGUUCUUGCU